Seminavis robusta is the source of this 1410-nucleotide messenger RNA. The record is from the annotation of a GenBank genome assembly. NCBI's taxonomy places the organism in Eukaryota, Bacillariophyta, Bacillariophyceae, Naviculales, Naviculaceae.
AUGAGACGAAGAAGCUUUCUAUCCGUGGCUCUUGUAGUAUGUGGGCUUGUGCCUGGAAUUCAAGAGGUAUCCUGCCAGUUUUGGUCUCGAGGCGCAAAGGAUGUUGAGAAAGGAGACGCUGAAGGCGGCAGCCAAAAAGGCGUGAAAGGCGAGGGUAAACCCAAGUCGAGCUCGCGAGAUCAUCCCGAGGUCAAACUUUCCAAUGGCAACAUGAUGCCACUUGUUGGCUUGGGGGUAGGAAACUUACAGCAUUAUAUGGUGCCACUCAUGGUAGCAGGUGCAAUACAGGACGACAAGAAAACUCGACUAUUCGACACAUCACAUAUUAGUGACAAUGAGCACUUGGUAGCAGAGGGUAUCAACCAAGGCAUCGAAAGGGUAUUAGGCCAAGACCGAAUAGUGACAAUACAUGUUGUCACUAAGGUCUGGUAUACCUAUUUAGGAUAUGAACGAACAAAAAUCUCAAUCCGAGAAUCCUUCGAAAGUCUGAAGGAAGCCAUGGAUAAUCCUCGAGUUGACGUGAAAGUCCACAUUCUGUUGCACUGGCCUCGAUGUUACGAGAAUAUAUCUUGGAUGAGCUGCUCAGAAGAUGAAACUCGAAUGCCAGAUCAUGUCCGAAGUGCAGGACCUCCCCCUCAUGAAGACAAGGACAACGCAUGGAAAGGGAGCUGGAAAGCAUUGGAAGAAGCAUAUCUUUCAGAUGAAUAUUCCAUCGAGAGCAUUGGUGUCGCCAAUUUUCACUUGAAAGACAUGAAGGAAAUCAAGGAAUCUGCGACAGUGCAACCUCACAUAUUGCAGAUCAAUGUUUGGUCACUUCUCUACGAUCCCCUGCUGAUGGACUACUGCCACAAACACGGGGUUCAUGUCCAGGUUUAUAACGUCCUCAAUGGAAUUCUCACAGAUCCAGAAAGGGCUCCCAAUGCAUAUCAUCAUUUGCAAAAAAUAGCAUCUGACUUUUCAGAGGAAAACAUCGAAGAAAUCACCCCUGCUCAAGUUGUGCUGGCCUGGCUGGUGCAGCAUGGGGUUUCCAUCGUCCCACGAACGUCACGCCUCAGUCGAUUGCAAGAAAAUUCAGCACUAGCUCUUUCAUCUGUCCCGGCACUUUCAGAUUCACAAGUAGAACUUGUGGCUCAUUCAGUGGAAGCCUUUUUGAGUGGAGAUGAUCUGGAAGAAGAUAUCCACGUCAAAGUGACGUUUCACGCCACAACAAAAGACACCUUUUUGUACUGGAAUCGACAUGAUGGUGGGGAAGUCAGGGUUGCAUUCAUCAAACAGGGAGAAAGCUUCAAUGAGAUGACAUACCCAAAUCAUAGUUUCAGACUGUAUGAUGCUCGAAACAAGGACCACUUUAUAGAAUACAGGGUUGCUGCCAAAUUUGGAGAGCACGAACAUGUGCAUGCCGAGCUGUAA